Messenger RNA from Mesocricetus auratus (golden hamster), 7627 nucleotides. It is a transcript of the gene Xpr1, whose product is annotated as xenotropic and polytropic retrovirus receptor 1. Gene Ontology annotation, cellular component: cytoplasm; Golgi apparatus; plasma membrane. The transcript has 15 exons. The record is from RefSeq and is a predicted model, not a curated record. Gene Ontology annotation, biological process: cellular response to phosphate starvation; phosphate ion transport. Gene Ontology annotation, molecular function: inositol hexakisphosphate binding. The coding region runs from base 183 to 2273 and encodes 696 amino acids. Lineage: Eukaryota; Metazoa; Chordata; Mammalia; Rodentia; Cricetidae.
CUAUGAAGAGGAGGAGGAAGAUGGCGGGAGGGCGGCUCUGAGGAGACCUCGGCGGCGGCGGAGGAGGAGAGAAGCGCAGCUCCGCGCAGCGCCGGGGCCCAUGUGGGGAGGAGUCGGAGUCGCUGUUGCCGCCGCCGCCUGUAGCUGCCGGAGCCUGGUGGGAGUGAGGGGGACACGGCAGGAUGAAGUUCGCCGAGCACCUCUCCGCGCACAUCACUCCCGAGUGGAGGAAGCAGUACAUCCAGUAUGAGGCAUUCAAGGAUAUGCUGUAUUCAGCUCAGGACCAGGCACCGUCUGUCGAAGUUACAGAUGAGGAUACAGUUAAGAGAUAUUUUGCCAAGUUUGAAGAAAAGUUUUUCCAAACCUGUGAAAAGGAACUUGCCAAAAUCAACACAUUUUAUUCAGAGAAGCUGGCAGAGGCUCAGCGCAGGUUUGCUACACUUCAGAAUGAGCUUCAGUCAUCACUGGAUGCGCAGAAAGAGAGCAUUGGUGUCACUACAUUGCGACAGCGCAGAAAGCCAGUCUUCCACCUGUCCCACGAGGAGCGUGUCCAACAUAGGAAUAUUAAAGACCUUAAGCUGGCCUUCAGCGAGUUCUACCUCAGCCUCAUUCUGCUGCAGAACUAUCAGAAUUUGAAUUUUACAGGGUUUCGAAAAAUCCUUAAAAAGCAUGAUAAGAUCCUGGAAACAUCUCGUGGAGCAGAUUGGCGAGUGGCUCAUGUAGAGGUGGCCCCAUUUUAUACAUGCAAGAAAAUUAACCAGCUCAUUUCUGAGACUGAGGCUGUAGUAACCAAUGAACUUGAAGAUGGUGACAGACAAAAGGCUAUGAAGCGAUUGCGUGUCCCUCCUUUGGGAGCUGCUCAGCCUGCGCCAGCAUGGACUACUUUUAGAGUUGGCCUAUUUUGUGGAAUAUUCAUUGUGUUGAAUAUUACCCUCGUGCUUGCAGCUGUAUUUAAACUUGAAACAGAUAGAACUGUGUGGCCCUUGAUAAGAAUCUAUCGGGGUGGCUUUCUUCUGAUUGAAUUCCUUUUUCUACUGGGCAUCAACACGUAUGGUUGGAGACAGGCUGGAGUAAAUCAUGUCCUCAUCUUUGAACUUAAUCCAAGAAACAAUUUGUCUCAUCAGCAUCUCUUUGAGAUUGCUGGAUUCCUGGGGAUAUUAUGGUGCCUGAGCCUUCUGGCAUGCUUUUUUGCUCCAAUUAGUGUCAUCCCUAUAUAUGUGUACCCACUUGCCCUUUAUGGAUUUAUGGUCUUCUUUCUUAUCAACCCCACCAAAACAUUCUACUAUAAAUCCAGAUUUUGGCUGCUUAAACUUCUGUUUCGAGUAUUUACAGCUCCCUUCCAUAAGGUAGGCUUUGCUGAUUUCUGGCUGGCCGAUCAGCUGAACAGCCUGUCAGUGAUACUCAUGGACCUGGAAUAUAUGAUCUGCUUCUACAGUUUUGAGCUCAAAUGGGAUGAGAGUAAGGGCCUGUUGCCAAAUGAUAUACAAGAACCAGAAUUUUGCCACAGAUAUACAUACGGUGUGCGAGCCAUUGUUCAGUGCAUUCCUGCUUGGCUUCGCUUCAUCCAGUGCCUGCGCCGGUACCGUGACACAAAAAGGGCCUUUCCUCAUUUAGUAAAUGCUGGCAAAUACUCCACCACUUUCUUCACCGUGACCUUUGCAGCCCUUUACAGCACUCACAAAGAGCGACAGCACUCAGAUACCAUGGUGUUCCUUUACCUGUGGGUGGUCUUUUGUGUCAUCAGUUCCUGCUACACCCUCAUCUGGGACCUCAAGAUGGACUGGGGUCUCUUCGAUAAGAAUGCAGGAGAAAACACUUUCCUCCGGGAAGAAAUUGUAUACCCUCAAAAGGCUUACUACUACUGUGCCAUCAUAGAAGAUGUGAUACUGCGCUUUGCUUGGACUAUCCAAAUCUCUAUUACUGUUACAACCUUUCAACCUCAUGUUGGGGACAUCAUUGCUACUGUCUUUGCCCCCCUUGAGGUUUUCCGGCGAUUUGUAUGGAACUUCUUCCGUCUGGAGAAUGAGCAUCUAAAUAACUGUGGUGAAUUCCGUGCCGUGCGGGACAUCUCUGUAGCCCCACUGAAUGCAGAUGAUCAGACACUCCUUGAGCAGAUGAUGGACCAGGAUGAUGGGGUGCGAAACCGCCAGAAGAAUCGGUCAUGGAAGUACAACCAGAGCAUAUCCCUGCGCCGGCCUCGCCUUGCAUCGCAGUCCAAGGCUCGAGACACUAAGGUAUUGAUAGAAGACACAGAUGACGAAGCUAACACUUGAAUUCUCUGAAGUCUAGAUUAACAUCCUUGGUUUCCUACUCUACAAUUCUUCCCUUGACCAACGCAACCUCCAGCACCUUUUUCCAGCUGAGAACAGGAGAAAACAGAACACGUUCCCGGGCUCUUCAAAUCGGGUCCUAUGGACUCCGAGCAAGCUCACUGUGUUUCUUUUCUUUUCUUCUGGUUUAAUCUUCAUUUCCUAUUUUUAAAACAAAUACUUCAUUUUUGCCAAUCAGAGGAUGUUUUAAGGAACAAAAACCUAGAAUCUUAUGGAUUGUUUACAAUCACAAAGACGCAGGUGCCCAUCAGGAUGAAGAACAGGCAUUGGAAGGAGGCCUCUGAUGGACGGCAUGGACGUGACUCAGCUUCCGCCUGGCCCAGUUUUGACUGUUUGAAACUGGACACUGUUUUUUAAAUUUUCUGUCAGUUUAUGUGGAGAGUUUUUCCCUUCCUUCCCAGCCAGCAUAGAGGCACUGGCAGCACUUGCAGGGAAAGUGCAGCUUGGCGCAGCACCCUCCACAAAGCUACUUUUUAAUUUGAUGUCAUGGGUUUUCUCAUUUGGGGAGGGUUGUGGGUGGGUGGGGGAUGUGAUGUAUUCGUUACAUUUGGUCUUCGCAUUAUUUAUGAAACUUCACCAUAAAUUAAUGAUACUACUCCUGUGAAGGGAGGCAGGAGAAACUAAGGGUAGAUGACAUUUGGGAGGGUCACACCCACAUACCUCUUUCAGGAAACAACUUGUACCAGUUUGACUUUUCCUAUUUCGUUUUAACUUUAAGCCAAAGUUUUAUUGCUAAAUUUUAAAGUUGCUGCUCUAGAGUCCCAAGUGUUACUGUCAUGACCUGGCACCCCACUUGCUUCUCACUAGUAGACAUUCAGAGAAAAGGUCUGAUAGUUGUGUCUUUAGGAACAGGAGCAGGAUACAUCCACCCAUAUACCAGUCAACAAUGAGGUUCUGCCAUGUGCUUCUGCGUGCAGGAGAAGUGUAGUCUGUUUUACUGACUAAAUGGAAAGACGGGCCAUUUUCAGACUCUCCACAACUCUACUUCAUAUUUCUCCUUCUGGUGUCAUCUACUUUAGCCAGAAUUUGAUCAAAUUAAAAGUCUUUUGUGGGGAAUGUACUUUUGAGCAUAUAGAACAAAUCCUUCAUCCUUCAAAUUAUAUUGACACAGAAGACCUUGGCAGCCAUUUUUAAGCCCAGCAGUAUUAAAAAGUGAAUGGUGGUUUUUAUGACCUCCUGCCAUAGAAACCUGCUUUUAAAUUUGGGACCUCUAAACCUCAUCAUACUUUUAAUGCUAUAUUCCUUAGAAGUGUCAGGCUAUAAAUACCCAUUUUUACUUCUUUAUCUCAUCCCCUUUCUUCCAAAAUUCUCUAGAGAAACCCAAAAACAUACAGCAUUUGACUAUGUGGAAAAUGGUUGGUAUCAAAUUUAGUAUUCCUCAGGACUGGGGGUAUGGAUCAUUGGUAGUAGUGAUUGCUUGGCAUUCUUGAGACCUUGGGCUUUCUCUCCAGCAUGGGGGGGGGAUCAUUAUUUAAUAAAAUUAAUAUAAAUACCAGGAAAAAGUCUGCAUUAAUGGCCUCACCCCUCAGAUCUAGAUGAAAGUCCCACAGAGAAGAUUCAACAGAGUUCAUCCAGUUAGGCCCUUUUCGCAUUAACUUUAGACAAAGAAGCACUGACUGGGAAGACAUCAGUGAACGCUUGCUUUGUUUUCAAAAUGUGGCUGCUGCCCUCUAAUUCUCCCUUUUGUCAUCAGCCCCUCCUAUAUAUAUGUAUCAUAACCUUUACUGCACUACUAAAAUUCCACCAAUUCACCCAUUAACUUCCUUUUAGAAAUGGUUUCUUUCAUUUUUAUUCUGGCAAAGUUCAAUUUUUUUCUCCUUUCUGAAUUAAGAUUUUAACACAUACAUACACCCCCAAAAGCACAUACAAUAUUGUAAGUUCUGCUGCUUUUUGUGUUUUGUCAAGCAUGUCCCUUGCCCCAACACUAAAAAACAAACAUUUAUUUAAAAAACAAACUUUAAAUAAACUGUAUACUUUAUAAUAAUCAGUGGUAGCAACUUAGAGACCCUUGGUAGAUAAAAGGUUGCAUUAUUUCUAUUUAGAAUUUUUUUUUCUAACUGUUCUGGGUUUUUGUACUUUAAAACAGGUGGUAGAUUUCACUGGUUUCUGAGGUAACAGUAGCAAUUAUUAAGAAUAUAGAAAAGUCCAGUGACGAAUCAUUUCUUGUACAAAUAAAAUUAGUGGUACUAUGUAUCCAGAGCCAUAUGAAUUGUGGACUUCUUGGCAACACACACAAACUCACACAGUUGACUUCUGUCAGUUAACAAAUGGCCAGUUUGUUCUUUCUUCACCUCCUGGAAUUCCAGGUCCUAAUCAGUAUUAAUUCCUUUACAAUAAUGCAGUGAUGGAAUAUUCCUUUUCUGGUGUUUAUCCUGUUGACUACUCAAAAGUAAGGCUUACAUGCUAUCCAGCUUACCACGGCAGAUCCCAGUACUUAUGGCACGCUCCAGCUUCAUCUUCCCCUAGCUCUAAAGAGAUUACUUCAUCCAAGGAAUUUGGGAAACAAAGUAUGCGUUAUGGUUUUUCCUUUGAAAACGGCAAUGUGCAUUUUUCUGUCUUCACUUUCAUCUGCUCUAGGCACUGUGAGCACUCUGUCCUGCUAAUGUUCACUUGGGUAAUCCUGUGCCCAGAAACUCCUGAUGGAAAUCUUAGAAGUGAAUCCAUAUCAUAGUCAUGUUACAGACUAACCAAAGGUAACCCUUCAUCUGACUGUAGCCCUAGAACCCUUAAUUUUAUUUUAUUUGAAAAGGACUCCAUUUUUAAUAGCACUUAAAUAUUCCCAAAAGAAAUGAAAUAGAGAAUAAAGCCUGUUUUUUAUUUUAUACUAUGUAGAAAAAUGGAAUACAGAGCUAUUAGCAGUUUCUUCAUAACAAAUAAAUGCCUUUACCAGAAGCUGCCAUGCCAGGACAAUAGAUCAUUGAUGGUGUCCUCUCAUCAGAGAAAAUGGAGUGAUCAGAGAUGAAGUCAUCUGAUAGUUUGAUGUGACAGUCACAUAUGCCAUGUAAGCUUUUUGUCUCUAGCACCCUAUUACUAGACUCCUUACACAAACUGUGUAACUUUAGAUUCAGGGGACACCGUGAAAAAAUAUGCCAAUAACUCAGCGAGAACCUGGAUGAACUCUUAGAGGAGGCCCUACCUCCUGGGAGCUGUGACUCCCCAACAUUCUGAAUGAGUUCUCUGCUGUUUUAGCUGACUCGAUUGUCAUGGUUCCCUAGUUUCUAAACAGAUGGACCUAAAGCACCUUCAAGCGUGGAACCGAGUCACACAGAAGCACAUUGGCAGUGAUUUGGAGGUGGCAGAAAGGACUUGACAGCAGAAACAGGGCACUAAGUAAAUCACGUGACGUUUCCGUCCCUCUGUGCCUCCAUUUCCUGUCACUUUGCAUCAUUUAAUAGUUCUUUAUAUCCAAAUUCAGUUUUCCAAGAAGUAACUACAGAGAUUUCUUAUCCUGAGGAAAGGAAUUUAGAAAUAACGCUCUCUGUGACAUUAUAUUAAACCCUUGGGAUUCUCUGAAGUGAUUAUACUUUUUCAUAAGUAUGUUUUAGGUUGUCAUUCUUUUAUUAGUUUAAUAAAAUUUGCCUCCCUCUUAAUAGAUACUUCUUACUGUAAACAAUAUGCUCUGGUGUCUAAAAUUAAGAAAACUUCUUAGACUAAAAAUUGAUCAUGCUGAAUCUUCAUCUCUCUCUACUAUAGAGACCAAACUUUUCUCUAGUCUAAUAUGCCAGUGUCAUUAUUGACCAGGUAAAAUAGAAAUUCAGAUUGCAUUUUGAAAAUGGUAAUAUUUUUUCUUCUUGGUCUAAUUGGUUUUUGCUGGUCAUUCACUUAAACAUGGAUUUCUGCAUUUCUGAUAUCAGUCAUGAUAUUAAAGCUUAAAGCUCCCAACCUGCCUAUUUCAAGUUUCUACAAUGUCAGAUAUGUGGGAUAGAGCUGAUUAUAUUGUAGCAUCAGUUUGUGGUAUGCAGUGUGGCAAAUCGCCUUCUAGCCGGCAUUAACCACACACUACUCAAUAAAUAGCAAAAAAGCAAAAGCAUCUCAUUAGAUUUGAGAGCGGAAGUUAAACAGUACAAACAUUUGCCUAUGGAGAAGAGGUGCUUCUGGGUGUGGCCCCUGAUGCCUUUCUCACAUGACCUUUCAAAACCAAUACUGAGUAGCCCCCUAGAAACAACUUUCAGAAUAUAUUUUCUUACAAAGGAUGAGGAUCUUAAGAAGGAUGAGGAAAUAAGGGGGGCAAGAUGAGUUUCCUUCAAGUGUGGAAAAUCAUAUCAAUUUACAACUGAAUGUGUUUCCUUGUAGCAAACCUUCAGUUUAUUUUAUUAAACCAAUGCCAGCUUCAGUUUUUUUGUGCGGUGCCAUCCACCUACGGAGGACAAUCAAAUGACCUAUUGUUUGCCUUGGAUUCAGUGUCUAUUGAUUGAGUCUCAUCUUGUGUACCUUUGAGCUCCAUUUAUACUUGAUGCCUGUCCAUGUGAACCACCACAGUGCUGUCAGAGGGCAGCCGGCAGCACUGUUGGACAGAUGUGGACUUGCGAGAAAGGGCAGGGUCCUGCCUCACUGUCUCUCAAACACUAUCCUUAAAGUUCUUGCCUGCACUUCCACCAUCAUCCUUAGCAACACUAGUGUGCUGUACACAGGGAGAAAGUGUUUGUGACAUUGUUACUGUUUUGAACUGUUAAGGUAAAAGUGCAAGCUGCUCCUAUUUCAGUUGCAAAAAGAACAAAACCCUUGAAGUUUUAUUACACUGUAAAGAUGCAUUUUGUGAGGUUUCUGGGUUAUCACAGAAGCUUGUAUCAAUGAAGAGUAGGAGGGAAAUAGGGUAAAACUUACUUUCCUUUCAAACCCUCUCUAGUGUGUUUUACACACACACACACACACACACGUUGAUCAGAUGAUACUGUCCUGUGACUCCCUAAGCUAUAGUUGUCAAGAGUAACUAUGGAUUGUGAUUAGUCCUCUGUGGGUAACUCUUGCCCCAUUUGCCCCCUUGCUUUCUUUCCUACUCUCCACUCUUGUGAAUGGAAAAGGUGACGUCAAGGAAUCAAUGCUUGCUUGGACUCAUGUUGUAUCUGUGACUAUGCUAUUAACUGUCUCCUUUUUCCUUCUUAUAUGGGUAGAAAUCUUAUGACCUGUGGAGUUCCCUUCUGAAUAAGUAGACUAAAUGCACAAUGUGGUACUGUUCUAUAGUUUCUAGAUGGUGUAAAAAGCAAAAAGUCAAUGUGCUUAUGUGUUUUUAAAAGAAAAUAAGUGAUUGGUUACAAAACUCUGGCCUUUUUCAUUAUUACAAGCCCUGUUUUCCAACA